AUGUCACUACAAUGGUCACCAGAGGCAUUUGCAGAGAUAUAUAACGCCUUGAAGUUCCAGCCGGACUUGGUGGAUUUGGCCACAAUCGAGCUUCUGCUGAUAUCAGAUGACCUAGAACACGUCCUCACUACUCCUACACCGCUGCAAGAAGCACGAGGCCAGCUAAAGAACGCCAUCAAGCUUUCAAACGGGGACGAGGUUCAGCUCAAUGACGCCUUUGUUGAAAUUAGCGUCGUUUUGGCAACCGAGCUAGAUUUGGACGAAGUCUGCACGGCUGAGUUGUUAUAUGCUGCCCAAGACGUCAGCUUCAAGAAGGGAACCUCCUUGAGCGACUCUGCAAAACUAAGCUACUUUUUGAGAGACGAGUACAUUUUGAACAUUUUGGGCUUUCUCAUUUCCCAGGGACUGCGAUCGAUUAACGUGGCAACCGUGUUUGCGAAUGUCAUUGCUAGUUUCAAAAAAAUCUACAAAUUGACCGAUAACUUGAAUGAUUUAAUCGACAAACAGAAGGUUUCAGGAGACAUCAACAACUUGGGUUUUAUUAACGGCAUCAAUUUUGCACGAGUGCAACUUUUCAAGUGCCAUGAGCUCUUGGGCCUGAUUUUAUUCAGCUUCACUCAAAACUACUUUGACACAAUCGGCACCUUGAGCAAUUACAAGCUUGUUAUCGACCUCGUGAAAAGCUUGAGCAACAAAGAUCUCUUGGUGGUUCAUUUUUUGCCUUUUGUCUUGAACUUUCAUGAAAUGGCAAUGGCAAUGGCAGGCGAGACGAACCUUGUCAAUGACUUGUACAAGUAUAUCACGGGCAACAUACCGAUGGAAAAGAGCCAAGUGUUUGACUUGUCGAGCUCAAAGGUGCACGGAUUUGAAAUUCUCACUGGAUUCACUUUCCUAACGGGAUUCAUCCGGUGGUGCAAGAAACAGGACUCUCCAAAAUACGACUUCCAGGAGAGCAUUUUAAAAUACAUGGAGCAGUUGAUUGGCUUUGGAGUAAUGGAGCUUCUUCUCUGCUACUGCGCCGAAACGACCAACCAAGAAACUCGACGAGUUUUCGAGUUGCCCGAGACUUAUGAUUUCAGAUCACUAUUGCAAAAGAAUAUCCCGCAGUUGGAGCCGACAAAAUUUGUAUACCCAGGCACACCGGAACUCAUCAACGUUGCGAGACAAAGACCGGGGCUUGAAAAUGUCAAAAAGUUAACGGACGUGUCCUCUUUUUUAAAAUUGAAUCCCGAGUUGAAUGAAGCCCUCUUGGCUCCCUUUUUUCAAAAGUUUUUCGGCAAUUUCGUUUCCAACGCAGCGUUGAUACUCACGUCAUUAAGAGACAGCGAGGAGGAUUUUUUGUUAUCUUUUCAAGACAACGAGGAAGAUGCAGAGUCCAGUGAAGAUGAGGACGAGUUUGGCGAAAAGAAAAAAUCGGGAAACUCUGCUGUUCUGGAGUUUGACCAGGUAGCCCAGCGCUCCGACUUGGGGAGAUUCUACAUUGCAUUUGCCUAUACUUUCAACAAUCGGCCCCAAUUAUGUUCAUUAUUCUGGGAUGGUGAUAAUAACGAUGGUCAAGGUAAUGGUGAUAAUGAUGAUCAAGGUGAUGGUGAUGGAGAUGAUACUGAUAACUCGACAAACGAUGUGGCUGGGUUUUUCUCUUGGGGAUUGUGCAACAAUUCGUCGCCCUUGAUAGUUGCCACAUUUAGUGUUUUAAUAGGAUCAUUGGCAUCUGCAGGUUCAUCCAUGGCAAUCAAGAUUUGGGAUGUUUUGAUAAACAACAACUCCAGCAUGAAAAAAAAUGAGUUUUCAAGAAUCUCCAUCGACUCGAUCCACGAUUCACUUGAAUACUAUGUGCAAUCACUCAAAAGGAACUUUGAGGAGGAUUUGGCUGAACAGUUGCUUGUCCUUCAAAAGAAGCACGAAUUGAUUUUCUCUUCCAGUACCUCGCACUUGGAAGUCGAGGGCCGUGGUGACGGCAAGAUCAUCAUCGAGCUAGCAGAGGACUCGGUUGUGUCGAUUGCAGGAUUUAUGCACUUGUUGUCCUCCAUAUUCAAGCAUCUUACCGAUGGAUCGGAUAGGGAGAAACAUCUCCGGGCAUUUGCCUACCAGAAAUUUAUCCCAAUAGUGACCCAAUUUUUGGAAUUUGACAACUUGAUCAAUGGCGGGAAAAUGCUCCAGGUCAACGUGAAUGCCAACUCCACCACAAGCAACCCGCGCUAUGUGGACUUGCCCGAGAUACACGCGAGCGACGACUCUCGUGCUGUCCUCCUAAAUUUGGUCUUUCGAUUGCUCGGAAACUUUGUCGAGCAAAACAACAAUCUGUUCAUGAGGUACGAGAUUUGGCGUCUUGUUGAUCGCUGGAUGUACCACGGAAUGCACAUGGUUACGCAAAACCAGAGCCAAAACGAGUUGUUGGGAAAAGUCACUGAACCGAAAAAGUACACCAGAAAGAGAUCACCGAGAAUGAUUGAGGUUUUCGCUAACAACUUGACGCAUUACAGCCAGGUUGUAAAUUUUGUUGACUUGGUGCGGAAGCUAUCGAUUCCGUUUGGAGACGGCAGUGCAUUUGCAAAAUACACCCUCGCGUACCCUUGCGAUUUGGGGUAUGGUUACAGACCAAACAAUCAAAUCGGGAUAUGGCCGUACUUUGAGUUUCUUAUGUUGGAGGUUUUUGCGCAGUCGCACGAAUUAGCAAAUGAGGAUGACAGGCGUAGUUUGCAGCACCUCGUUCUUUCCUUCUGCAACGAGUCCCUAAAGGAGAUAGAUUGGACGUUUUUGAGUGAGACUGCGCCAAAAAUAAUCAGAAACUUUGUGUCUUUUGACUCGGUGUUUGACUCGUUGAUACCUGGGGUUUCAAUAAAUUUUGACGCUUAUGUUAAACUACAUCAUUCCGUCGCUAUAAUCAGCUACUUUUUUGACAGCAGAGCCAACACGGCGUUGUUUAAAAUUGUCAAUUUGGGGGUCGAAUCGGUCAACUCGUCGCCCGAUGUCGCGGUACUAGUUUCUCAAGCGUUGGCUUUCCUUGCAUCUGUACAAUGCGUUCAAACUACGUACAUGUCAUCCUUGUUGCCAGUGUUGAAAGGUAAAAAAAAUCUGGUGAUCCAGCACCAACCUACUUCUAGAGAAAUAUCGACGACUGGCGUCAGUGCCUCCACGAGCUUAGUGCCGAGCUUGGUGUCGAGCCAGCCUCAAUCGAUUUUUGACAACAUUUACCUCGCAAAAGGAUUUUUGGGACCUCAGGGUCUGAACUCAUUCUUUGACAUUUUCCUAUUCCACAUAUCCUCGGUGGUCCACAUUGCGUUGUACGUGAGCUGCGAAGAUUCCAUCUCAACCAACGCUUUGAAAUUAUUGCAAGGUGUGGCCCAUUCUGCUCAGUUUAAAAACCCCAACAACAAAAUAUCGGGGGCCGGUUCUAUCGAUCGGUUGCUUGCCGCGUUUGAGAAUAUUGACGAGUCUGAAAAAAUUAGGUUUGCCUUUAUUGAUAAAUUCGAAGAGGUGGCUGACUUGCAGAUGAAGUAUGAAAUACUCAGUUUCCUUUCGCUGACGCUUGACGAGUCCAAAAAUAAAAUCACAGUGGUGCACUUUUUGUUGGGGUACGAAAUCAGGGGCGGAAGGUUAUUCUGGAACUCGGAAAGAGAACAGAAACAUAAUACCUUGUUGCAAGUGCUCACAAACACGUUGAAAGUCAGUUUGAGUUUGAUAUCGGAGCUUGAUUUCAGCAACGGCAACAGACACUCGAUCGACGUUGGGCCGGCAAAACUAUCCUCGAUGAUCUUGGAAACCCUCAUCAAACUAUGCACCGACCCCGUAUCUGCAAACUUGACAAUGUCGUUGAUCAGAGACCACAACAACGAUUUGGUUCAGGGGCUCAUAACGUUCCAACCCAAAUUGGAUUUGCAAACCAUUUGGUGCGGCUACGAGUUUGAUGGCAACUUAGGAUCCGAAAAAAACCUGUUUAUCAACUCUGUUGCUAGCGUCGAUGCAUUUAUUUCUUUUAUCCGCCAGCGAGAGUUUGCAUUAAAGCUCUUGUCGAUGGAAUUCUACAAUAUCAAUUCGAUUGCCAAGAAGAAGCAAUACGCCUCGUUGCUCAUUGAAAAGAACCAAUUUCCUAGCACAUUGGCCAAGAUCUUGGAUUUCUUGGAUGUGUUGAAUUAUAUUUUUUCAAAUUUCGACAUUGAAAAGUAUGACUACUUGAACAAAACUUUUGAUAUGAGCUUGGUGUUGAAAGAAGUUGAAGGGCCAGAUUAUUCCUCGUUGAACUAUUCAAUCUUGAACAAGACUUUUAGAAUCUUGUGCCAGUCUUCGAAUCUCAUUACACCAGAGGCAAAACAAUCCUAUUCUGAGGAGAUAAUGGUGGAGGCCACUAAUAUGCACGAAUUUGUCACCAAGUAUCUAGUCAUGACCAACUCGAGAGAGGUUCAAUUGUACUGCUUGCAAUCGUGGUGUCAACUAAUGAAGAUUUUGAUAACCGACCACGAGGCUCUCUCGAGCGAGUUUAUUAUCGAAACGUUCAACUCGGUUGUACCCAAAGUUUCUGCAUAUCUAGAUGCAGAUGUCAUCUUUUCCGAGGAGCUAAUCUCACUAUGUGCUUCGCUCUUUGACAUUUACUGCAAAAAGUACUUAAGCUCCAAAGAUCUCGAGGAGAAGGCCUCGUUGAUGGCGAAAUUGAUGCCCUUGUACCAGUGCUGCGUGAGCGGUAUCAUUGGCUCAAACUCGACGCCAAGCUUGAGGGCCGAGCUCUAUUCCGUUUUCAACAGGUUCUUGUUACAGGCGUUUGCUAAUCCGUUGGUGGCAGCACAGCUCGUCAAGCCGGUGAAGCAUGUGUAUCAAAGGCUCUUGCCCGUCAUCUGCAACGAUUUGUCGUACUCCGAAGGGUUAGCAAGGAUAAACGCAACGUUUGCGUUGCAUUCGUUGUUGCAGUUGGGGAACAUCACCAACACCGACAUCAUCAGCGUGGGCCAGACGAGUUUCUUGUCGCAAAUAUUGCGCUCUCUUCGACGAACAGAUGAUAUUAUCGUUUUGGCUUCGAAAAACGACUCGGACUUUAGCCUCAACGAUUUGUUUGUUGAGUUGACUGCGUUCAAAGCCAACAUUUACUUGUUGAUCAGGAUAGCGCAAACCAAAUUGGGGGCUUUGCAGUUGCUUCAAAUCGACUUGCUCGCAACAGUGAGGGAACUCGAUCUACUCAAGAUUGAUCCCGAUUUGGGGUUGAAUCUAUACGUCAAUGAGCUGCUGAACUUGAGAAACGAAACAGUCAAGAUAUUGUUGGACACGCCUUUAUCGCUUGCAGAUUUGGUAGCCCCAGAAAAGUCCAAGAGAGAGGAGAACUGCAUCUCGUACUUUGAGUUGGUGAUACCGAUUUUUGAAUUGAUAGCGACUGUCUUGUUGGCAAUGGGUCCAAGUUAUAAGCCCGGGUUAAUACAAGCACGGUCGUUGAUGCAGGGCGUUGUUAAGCAGUUGGUUAUUGGUGUUUUGAAAAGAGAUUACUUGCUCGACACGAACCAAGUCAAUCACGAGCUAUACAAGAAGGACGACUACGAGAUCAGUUUGUUGAAGAAAUUGGUUCACUUGUUUACCGUGAUUAAUUCGUUAACCGAAGGGUGA
This is a messenger RNA of Lodderomyces beijingensis, 5586 nucleotides long. NCBI's taxonomy places the organism in Eukaryota, Fungi, Ascomycota, Pichiomycetes, Serinales, Debaryomycetaceae. The record is from the annotation of a GenBank genome assembly.